AGAUCAUUCAAACAAAUCAAGCAUAUACAAUGUUCGGACGGAAUCAACUUAUACUCGCUUUGUUCUUUGUUUUCCAAAUAACCCAAGCCUUGCAUUUCUACGUCAAGACCGGUGAAACCAAAUGUUUCUAUGAAGAAUUAAUGCAAGAUACCUUGGUUGUGGGUAAAGUUGCUGCUUAUGAAAAGAGAGAAAACAGUGAUGAAUAUGUCCAAAACCACAAUUUAAGAGUUCAAAUAACAGUUGAUGAAACUUUCGAUGAUGACCACAGAGUUGUUGACCAAAAGGCUACCGCUGAAGGGGACUUCACUUUUACUUCAUUAGAUGCCGGAGAACACAAGUUCUGUUUGACUCCAGUCUACCUUGACAAGACCCACAACAAAGUUCACAGAAUCUUUUUCGAUGUUGCUCAAGGUUCCGCUCAUGAUUACGUUGAUUCUAAAUCUGCCAAGUCUGUGGACGAAUUGACUUUAAAGAUUCAACGUUUGUAUGAACAAUUGGAUAAGAUUCAUUGGGAACAAGAAUACAUGAGACAAAGAGAAGCUGAAUUUAGAGAUCAAAGUGAAUCCACCAACUCUAGAGUUGUCAAGUGGACUAUUGUUCAAUUGAUUGUUUUGAUUGGUACUUGUGCUUACCAAUUACGUCAUUUGAAGAGUUUCUUUGUCAAGCAAAAGAUUGUCUAAUCGUUGCAUCAAAGUAUAUAUUAGAACAUAAAGGGUCACUGGUAUUUGUUAUAUUUUAUAGUAGUACCUAGUGCAAAUGUCUGUUGUGUAUACGAAACAAUAAAAGAAGUUAAUAUUUUCUCAUAUGAAUGCCUAAAGUCAAUGUGAUAUCGCUCUAUUUAAGCUAUUCCCUCUUUACAUUCACACUCUUGCUUCUUUCCUAACUCUUGGCAGUGUAACCCAGGUUGGUUUGUACGGCUAAGCUAAGUCAUCUCAUGAUGCGAUAAGAUCUGAAAAAAAUAUAAAUUUCUACAACUAGAUCAAACAAUCAACCACCACCACCAUCACUACCACCACAACCUCAACAGAUGACUUCUCCUACAACAGAAGAUCUUCUUGCAAGGAUAGCAACACUAGAACUAGAGAAUUCCCGUCUUAGAAAGGACAAACCACAACCCGACUUACCAAAGCCCGACCCAUCCUCGCCCACAACUACACUCAGUUUAGAUGAGUACAAACGAUAUGGAAGACAGAUGAUUGUUCCACAAUUUGGCUCUCUUCCCUCACAACUCCGCCUUAAACAAGCUAAAAUCUUAGUUGUUGGUGCUGGUGGAUUGGGCUGCCCUGCCUUGCUCUACUUAUCCGCAGCUGGGAUCGGCACUAUUGGUAUCGUGGAUGAUGACGUAGUUGACAUUAGUAAUUUACACAGGCAAGUAUUGCAUACUUCUGAAAAUGUGGGAAUGUAUAAAUGUGAAUCAGCAAAACUAUACAUUAGUCGCCUUAAUUAUCAUGUCAACGUUGAGACUUAUCCUGUUAGGCUUACUAAUGAUAAUGCGUUCUCAAUAGUUUCCAAAUAUGAUUUGGUGUUAGAUUGCACUGAUCACCCAGCCAUCCGAUACUUGAUCAACGAUGUCUGUGUCAUUUUAAGCAAAACAAUUGUAAGUGGAUCAGGUUUGAAAUCGGAUGGACAACUUUCCGUGUUGAAUUUCCAAACUUACGGACCGUGUUAUAGAUGCUUUUACCCUCAGCCUCCAAGUCCCGAUUCUGUAACUCUGUGUUCUGAUGGUGGAGUUAUAGGACCAGCUAUUGGACUCGUGGGUACAAGCAUGGCCGUGGAGACCAUUAAGGUCCUUACGGGGUAUUACACCCGGGAAAAUUUCAAACCUUUUCUUUCAGUAUAUUCAGGAUAUCCUUUCCAACAAUUCCGAAUGUUUAAAAUGAGAGGCAAGCAAAAAAGUUGUGAGGUAUGUGGGGAGAAACCUAGUGUAACUAGAGACAAGAUUGAACUGAACGAACUUAAUUACGGUGUAUUCUGUGGCAGAGUCACUUUCCCACCUUUAGACAAGCAAUAUAGAAUACUUCCCCUGGAGUACCAUGACUUUGUGCAAAAUAAAAAACAUUUGUUGAUUGACGUAAGACCAAAGGAACAAUUUGCAAUCACAAGUUUGCCAAACUCGAUAAACAUAGAAUGGGAUCCAAUAUUCAGAAAAGCAGAUUCGUUAACUGAAUAUCUUCCAGAAGGAACUUCAAAAGACGAUCCAAUAAUUGUAGUUUGUCGAUUUGGGAAUGACUCACAAUUAGCAGCGCAAAAGCUUAUCAACAUGAACUAUUCUAAUGUCAAGGAUAUAAUUGGAGGUUUGUACAAGUGGAGUGAUGAUGUUGAUGACUCCAUUCCCAAAUAUUAGUACAUAAUUACAUACAUGUAUAUAUCGUUCUACUUUCUGUAUUUUGGAUCUAAUCUCUCAAUAAUUAAAACUCCAGACACUGUCCCUGCAGCAUAGAUUGAACUUCCAUGAACGUUUUCAUUCCAAGCCAAAGCUGAAAUCGCCAAUUCUGGUGGCAUAAUAGACAUCUCUACCGGUGUAUCCACGACCAUCCUUCCAAAAUCCGCCUGUAAAACCACUGUUCCUGGUUUGUCUUCAUCUUCAUCGAAUUUCCAUAAUUGUAAUGGAACAAGUACCCUAUUAGUUGUCUUCUGCCCAUUGAGAAUUUUCCGGCUAUAAUUCAACACGAUUAUUUGUCCCGACAUUGUUCCGGAAAGAUUCAAUGGGUGUCCUAAGAUCUCGGACGCAUGAUUUGAUGUCAAAUAUGAGUCUAGUUUCAAUAAUGAAUGCAUCGUUUCUUGUGGACUGCGAAGAAAAAUGUAGCCCACACUAUCUACAGUUGGAGUAACUGUGAAAGUACGAAGAACGUGAUUAUAGCUGGGUGGGAGGGUACUUCUAGAUAUUGGUGUGUGGAAAUCCUGAAUGUAGUUGUUGUAGUCAUAGCUAAAUACUAUAGGAGAUAUGGUGUUUAUUAAGAUAAUAUAUUCCCCAGUGCCAUAUUCAGCGGCGACGAUACUGGUGAUUGGCUCAUCCGAUAUUUUCGUCUUGUAUGAAGGUAUGGAAAUGUCAUCUAUGUUUUCUUCCUGUCGCUUAAAUGGAAGGAUAUAUUCGGCAAUGGAACCAUCGGUUGUCCCCACUAGAAUUUUGUCAAUACCCAAGAAUUCAAAUGAAAUUAUAUUAGUACAAGGAUCUGAUUUCUGAGGCUCUGAUGACUGCUGCGAGACAUACAGCAAAGAUGUCUGGUCUACUUUAGCAUACUGUGGUAAGUUCUUGGUGAUUCUAAAUAAAUGAAGUUUCCCAUCCGUGAAACUUGCAGCUAGUACUCCCAAAACGUUCCCUUCUUCAAGGUACAUUGGGCACCAAGUCAAGUCACAAGUUGCCCCAAGGUUAGUAGUUACCAACAUAUGUUCUAAAGUUAAUUCAUUGGUGUUUAAAUCGUGUUUCCAUAUCUGUAUGGCGGAAUUGAUUUUAUGAUCGGUGGUAUUCCCAUCGUACAUGCUUAGUUCUGGAUUUAGGAUGCUGUCACCUACACCAUUGGGGUUGUUG
Molecule: messenger RNA, 3529 nt
Organism: Spathaspora passalidarum NRRL Y-27907
Lineage: Eukaryota; Fungi; Ascomycota; Pichiomycetes; Serinales; Debaryomycetaceae
Gene: ERP5
Product: Erp5p
Exons: 1
Coding region: 30-680 (216 amino acids)
Biological process (GO): intracellular protein transport; Golgi organization; endoplasmic reticulum to Golgi vesicle-mediated transport
Cellular component (GO): Golgi apparatus; endoplasmic reticulum; endoplasmic reticulum-Golgi intermediate compartment
Source: RefSeq, a predicted model, not a curated record